GUUUCUUUUAUUGGAUAAGUUCGAAAAUUCUUGAGAAUACUAGAAUCCUCAUAGAUCCCCAUAAAAACUGCAUUUCAGGUGGCCGAAUUACCCAGACAAGCAAAGCAGAGAAACUCUAAGACAGCUCUCUUAGCUCUUCCUCUUUUCAUUCUACUUAUAAUCUUAUUUUCAUUCCAUUACCGAAUAUGUCUCUGAUUCCAAGCUUCUUUGGCAACCGUCGCAGCAGCAUCUUUGAUCCAUUCUCUCUUGACGUUUGGGAUCCUUUCAAGGACUUCCCUUUCUCUUCUCCUUCUCCAUCACUCUCCACGCGCUCUUCUGAAACCUCGGCUUUUGUCAACACCCGAAUCGACUGGAAGGAAACCCCAGAAGCUCACGUGUUCAAGGCUGAUGUUCCAGGGCUUAAGAAAGAAGAAGUGAAAGUGGAGGUUGAAGAUGACAGGGUGCUUCAGAUAAGCGGGGAGAGGAAUGCAGAGAAGGAAGACAAGAACGACUCAUGGCAUCGGGUGGAACGCAGUAGUGGCAAGUUCAUGAGGAGAUUCAGACUGCCGGAGAAUGCGAAGAUAGAUCACAUCAAGGCUUCCAUGGAAAACGGAGUGCUUACUGUUACUAUUCCCAAACUUGAAGUAAAAAAGCCCGAUGUGAAGUCGAUUGAGAUUUCCGGCUAAAGAUGUUUGUAACUUGUGAGGGCCUUUCUCCUUUAUUGAGAUUGGGACUUCUGUGCCUAUUGUCAAUUGUGUGUGUCUGUGUGAUAAACAAAGCUAUGGGUACUAUAACUUUAUGUUGUUGAUGAAGUUUGUGUUGUUAAUGUAAAAAAUAAUUGUUACUAAAUGAGUUUAUCCUCCCUGCUUUUGUUA
Molecule: messenger RNA, 854 nt
Organism: Gossypium raimondii (Peruvian cotton)
Lineage: Eukaryota; Viridiplantae; Streptophyta; Magnoliopsida; Malvales; Malvaceae
Product: 17.3 kDa class I heat shock protein
Exons: 1
Coding region: 186-665 (159 amino acids)
Biological process (GO): protein complex oligomerization; response to salt stress; response to hydrogen peroxide
Source: RefSeq, a predicted model, not a curated record